AUGCGCGGCCUUGCUCUCGCCGCAGUCUGCAUACUCGGUUAUGUAACCUCUUGGUCGAUUAAAUAUGGCGUCUCUGCCCUAGUUAUCAUAAUGGCAGCAUUUAGUUUCGCGGCGCUGUCACCUUGUUCUUACAAACGUGUUAAAGCACAAGGGGUUCCUGUGAAGUGGAAAGAAACCAAAAACAUCCUGUUGGUGAAGCUUGUAGGCGCCUUGUUCGUGGCGAUGAGCGUUGUGUCCGCUAUUGGAAACACUUACUUCGUUCUGCAAGCGAGUCACUUGAACCAGAAGGUUUGGUUCGUGAAGUUUCCUCUUCCCAUUCUUCUGUUUGCGUAUAACGAAGCCAGAUCAAAGUUUGGGGGGUUAAAACGGUCUGUCGUUGCCAUCUCCAUCGGGCUCGCAGCGUCAAUGGUGGUUUCGAGUCUGUGUUGUGUCGUAGCUGCGCUGGUGGAAGCUCGAAGGCUGGCCGUGGUUAAGAGCUCCGGUUUGAUAGACUUGCCCGAAGAAACAAUUCCUAUGACCAUGUUCUGGCUGGUUCCACAUUUUGUUCUGCUUGGGUGCACUGAUGGGAUUUUUCGUAGGGCAAUCGGUUCUCUGUACAUGGUGGCAUUGAUAUCUGAUGAGGAGGCUAAAAAUCUGGAAGCAUCGAAAGUCCUGCAGUGCCAGUACGCGGGUUUCUAUGAUAUGGCUGUUUAUGGAGUGGGAGUUAUGGGCAGCGUGUUAUCGGUUCAUGUGGUGGGUGAGAUAAGCUCAGAGGGGGGGAAGAUCAAUUGGUUUCAGCACACCCUAAACACAAGUCGUUUGGAUAAUUACUACUGGACCUUGGCUGCCUUGGUUGCAAUCAAUCUGCUGAUAUUCUUUGUUUUGGCCGCAUGCUGUGGUGCCUGUUUUUAUGUCGUUUCAAGGUUCAAGGAUGCGAAAUAA
Messenger RNA from Prunus dulcis (almond), 921 nucleotides. RefSeq names its product protein NRT1/ PTR FAMILY 5.5-like. The coding region runs from base 1 to 921 and encodes 306 amino acids. The transcript has a single exon. The record is from RefSeq and is a predicted model, not a curated record. Lineage: Eukaryota; Viridiplantae; Streptophyta; Magnoliopsida; Rosales; Rosaceae.